UUUUUAAUGAAAGGGUAAUGAAUCAGAGUGGAUGAGCUGACAAGAAAACAAAGCGAGGGAGGAGGGCAAACUGUGCUCUCAAAUCUCAAUGGCAACGGGUCUUUUCUUUCCCUCUCAUUCUCUAUCUACUUCUUCCCAUCUCUCUCUCCUCCCAAACCCUUCCCACUUCAGGAACAGGACUAGGGCUGAUUUGGGCCCCAAGAAAUUUAGAGUAGUUGAGAAAGCGGUAGUAUGUUCAUGCGAUCCUUCCACUCCGAACCCCACCUUGCAAAAUGAGUUUUUCUUGAGAAGGGAAUUAAUGCUUUCUGGGUUGUCUUCUCCACUUGCUUUGGUCUUUCCGCCUUCAGGGUUCAGUGCCACAGAAGAAGUGAAAAUGGCUUCUAUGGUCGAUGAUACAAAUGCUUAUUCUUACCUCUACCCCGUACAACCGCCAUCUAAAAAGAUUGUCUUCAAAUGGGUGGAAUCAAGAAAGCCAGAGCGAUAUUCAUCGGCCGCACCACUAUCUCCUGAUGCACGUCUACGAAUUGUAUCCGAGCGUGUGGAUAUUGUUGAUAAUCUCAUCAUUUCGGUUAUGAUAGGUCCCCCAAAUGCAGAGUUUUUGAAAUUGAAGGACAAGAGCACAUGGAGUGCAAAAGAUGUUGCUGAUUCUGUUUUAGCGGACAAGUCAGCUUUGCGUAUCACCUCAAGUCAACGGAUGGCUGCAAGUUCAGUUCUUGAUGCACAUUCUUCUGAUGUUGAUGGGGAGCCGUAUUGGUAUUAUGAAUACCUCAUUCGCAAAUCACCAACCAAAACUGCUCCGGAGUCAAACCUUUAUCGGCACUACAUUUCUUCAACUGCUGAACGAGAUGGUUAUUUGUACUCUCUCAGUGCUUCAACUCUUAGCAAGCAAUGGGAUGUGAUGGGACCUUUCUUGGAGAAAACUGCAGCUUCUUUUCGCCUUCUCCCUCCCACAGAAAACUAUGUUCCUCCAUACAAAGAUCCAUGGAGAUUUUGGUGACAGUGAUAGUGUUUAUUGUAAAAUCAUCGUUGUCAAUUCAACUGUAAACAUGAGAAAUUUUGAGCAGUAAAAUUCGUAGGAGAAUCUUGCGAAUUGCAGAAUUUGAGUGUCCUUUCUUAUCUCUGCUUGAAAUAUAUUGCCCAUUUUCGGCUUUAAAGAU
Messenger RNA from Rhododendron vialii, 1157 nucleotides. RefSeq names its product psbP domain-containing protein 5, chloroplastic. Bases 89 to 997 code for a protein of 302 amino acids. The transcript is spliced from 11 exons. The record is from RefSeq and is a predicted model, not a curated record. Lineage: Eukaryota; Viridiplantae; Streptophyta; Magnoliopsida; Ericales; Ericaceae.